CACUCCCUAGCCCUCCUGGCCUGGAGCUGCUCACGGUUCCUACAGGUGAAUUUUGGGUUUGGCUAUCUUGUAGGCAGCGGGCAUGGAUCUGUGAGCUUGGGGUUCGUAAGGAGCUCCCAGCCAAGGAGGCAUCAUUUUGAUGGAGUCCCUUUUCCCCGCUGGCUUGGUGCAGGACUUCCUGAACGCACCGACGCGGCUCUGAAAAGGUGCAUCUUCACCCUGUGACGUUUCAUUUGUUCUAGCGGGGAAUGAAAGAUCUCCAAGCGAUCAACAUGAUGAGGAGGCACUUGAGCCCUGACUGCUUGUUCCUCAGCUUUCUGGUUGGCAGCCUGUCCAGAAACCUCUCCGACUUUACAGCCCUGGCUGAUAAUCACACAACAAAAGGUCUCACUCCAGCCACGCUGGAGACCACGGGAGCUGUAUACGAAUACGUGGCUGUGCCUCUGGACUGGUGGCAUGCGGACAGAUACUGCGAACAGCGCUUCGCUCGCCUGCUCUUGGAGACGCAGGACAGUGAGCUGGCUCCUGUCAGCGGGCUGCUGCAGUCCCACGGGGUGCAAAGCCCUGUCUGGGUCAAUGAGGACUCCUUGCUGCACAAGCCGAGGCAGAGACGAAUCCACGCGGCACCGAUCCUGGUCUUCAGAAACAAGACAGACACCAAGUACGUGAAGGUGCUGGCUGACUUCCCGGCGAUGCCGGCGGUGACAGCCUGCGCCCACGUCCAGUGGGACGGCCGGACCCCAGAGAUCGCCACCGUCUUCUCAUACGCCGUCCCGGCUUUCAUCAAUGAGUUCCAGCUGCGUGGUUUCCGGGACGAGGAGGGCUUUGUGCGGUUCGCCCUCAUCGUCCAUGGGCACCACUCCCCGUACCUGCCUGUCUUCCGGAGCGACGGGGAAUGGCAUCACUUCUGCGUCUCCUGGCAGCAGCGCAACGGGACAUGGGCCAUGUAUGCCGAUGGGAAGAGGAAGGCCUCUGCCACCGGGCUGUCCGCCACCCAGGCCGUCCGCGGCCAUGGGACCUUCAUCAUCGGACAGGACCAGGACUCGCUCGGGGGCACCUUCAAGGAGAAGGAGUCCUUCAGCGGGAACCUCACGGACCUGUACGUGUGGCGGCAGGUGCUCAGCGAAGGGCAGGUGGAGAGGGUCCGGUCCUGCUACCCGGUGGAGCAGGAGCUGGUGUUUGGCUGGAGCAGCUACACGCUGGAGAUUGAGCCCACGGUGCAGGAGGCCACGGUGCAGCUCCUCUGCCCAGGGCCCGUGGAGCAGUGCAGAGUGCUUGAUGCCGGCCGCGGCGGGUUCAGCUACGCAGCGUGUUUGCAAGCCUUGCCUUUCGUCUGUCACUACAGGAAAGCGGCAUAUUUACAGCUGAAGAAGGCCCAGUCGGAGUCCAGCCCGUCGCUCAUCAGUCAGGCUAAUGCCCUGGCGAACGCCACGGUGAUUCCUGAGCACGUCCUCCUGGGCGACGUCCAAGACGUGACCGUCUCGGCAGCAGUCAGCGCCCUGGAUGCACUGAGGACGGUGCUGAGGGCAGAGGAGACCCCCGUGGAGCCAGCCGACCUCCUCGGCAUCGUUCGGUUCCUGAAAGACGUGUCAGACAUCCAAGUCCAGGAGCAAGAGCAGCUGGAGAUGCUGGAGCAGCUGAGCCGGGAUUACGUGGCGGUGGCAGGGCUGAUCCUGGAAGAACAAAACACCGAGAGGUGGUCAGAAAUCAGUCAGGUUAUCGGGGGGCCAAUGACUGUCGUAGACAACGUGGACAGAAUGGCUUCAAAUCUCCACCAGCUGCUGCACGUGGACAGGACCAAGGUCACCAUCCGGCACAGAAACCUCGGAGUCGAAGUCAGGACCGUGGAGCUGAGCGGGCCGGAGCCCAGCAGUGACGUGUACCUGGUCCCAGGCCAGGGCAGCGGCGGGCCAGACUUCAUCGAGGUGCCCGCUGAAGAAGUCGCAAGGCUGAAAGCCAGAGGCCUCAGCAGCGUCACCGUGACCAAUACAUGGUACGGCUACUGCGUCCUCCAGCGCUUCUUCGCCGGCGGCAGCAGCCAGGACGCUCUCCAGGAUGCGGCCACCUCCGACGGGGGCCAGAGGUACGUGAGCACCCGCGUGGGCACUGCUGUCAUUUCCUCCGCUCUGCUCAGCGACUACCAGGAGAUCCGCACGGCCGUGCGCUACCGCCUCCAGCACCGCGCCCAGGACCUGCCUGACAAGCUUGUGGAGCCUGUCUGCGCUUUCUGGAACUUCAGCCUCAGCCCAGACACCGGCGGAGCGUGGUCCAGCGUAGGCUGCUCCAUCGUAACGUCUUACCCAGAGUCAACAGCCUGUUUUUGCAACCACACGACCAACUUUGCGGUGCUACUGCAGGUGUACGAGGUGCAGAGGAGCACAGAGGAGGAGUCGACGCUGAAGACCCUGACGUUUAUUGGCUGCGGAGUGUCCUUCUGUGCCCUGAUCGUGACGUUCGUUUUAUUCCUGGCAGUCGGCGUUCCCAAGAGCGAGCGCACGACGGUGCACAAGAACCUCAUCUUCGCCUUGGCUGCGGCAGAGGCGCUGCUUAUGUUUAGUGAAUUGGCCAAGAGCAACCAGGUUAUGUGCUUUGUUGUCACGGCUCUCCUCCACCUCUUCUUCAUGGCGGCCUUUUCGUGGAUGCUGGUGGAAGGGCUUCUCCUGUGGAGCAAGGUAGUUGCCGUCAACAUGAGCGAGGACAGGAGGAUGAAGUUCUACUACGCAACUGGCUGGGGCCUCCCCGUUCUUAUCGUGGGCGUGACUCUAGCGACUUCCUUUAGCAAGUACGUGGCGGACGACCACUGCUGGCUGAACGUCCAAACCGACAUCAUCUGGGCCUUCGUCGGGCCAGUGCUCUUCGUCCUCAUAGUAAACACCGUCGUGCUUUUCCGCGUGGUGAUGGUGACUGUGUCGACCGCUCGCAGGAGGUCCAAGAUGCUGACGCCCAACAGCACCCUGGAGAAGCAGAUCGGCAUCCAAAUAUGGGCCACGGCCAAGCCCGUCCUGGUGCUCCUCCCCGUGCUGGGGCUGACGUGGGUGUGCGGGGUCCUCGUCCACCUCAGCAUCAUCUGGGCUUACGUCUUCAUCGGGCUGAACUCCCUGCAGGGCCUGUAUAUAUUCCUGGUCUAUGCCCUCUAUAACAGCGAGGUGAGGAACGCCAUACAGAGGAUGAAGGACAAGAAGAAAGCGCUCUCGUUCACAAAUUGCUCCCAUCCCAUCAACUAUCUGUCGAGUCCCAGAAACACGGCGUCCUGGGAGACGGGCAGGCUGAACCCCUCUGCACCCGAGAGCGUCGCAUCAACCCCUGUGCAGAAAGACCCGCCGCUGAAGAACAUCACCCACAAAGGAAACUUCGGUGCCAAAAUCCCUAUGGGGAUCUCAUCCAUCAUGUCACCAGACAAACCGGUACGUAAUGCCUCGAGUGCUUCUCCUCUUUGCACGGGCGCACGUGGGGCGAGCAAAAGGCUCGCACUCGGGACUCCGCGGUGCCACAGGAUUGUUUUUUACCUCGAGGGAGUCAUUGAAUCUGUCUGUGCUUCAGUUAUUCCACGUGCAAAACGGGGGCAGUUACCUUCUUCUCAGGGCUUUCCUGAAGGAGAGUCACUGCCCUUCAAGGCCUCCGUGAAAAUAUUCUUUGGGUUAAAAUGUGGGAGAAUGUGGUACAGCCUAAAAGACCCAGGCAUGCAGAAGAGUUUGAGUGUGUCGGUGCGUGCUGAUCAGCAGCACCCGGCCAAUUUAGUGUGCCGUAGCUCUUUACAUUGCCAUUACACUAACGAGCGGCCGCCCCGGCAGUGGGGGGUGGUGCUUGCAGCCCCAUGCCAGGUGCAGCCACGUGCCUGUGUCUUGUUCAACCCGUGUGAUGCACGUGGCAGGAGACCCGCUGCUGGAAAACAAAAGCAGAUGUGAAUUUACCCCGGUAAACUCAGCCCUGCGAGGAAGAAGGGUGGUCCUCACGUACCUGCAGGCUGUGAACACCUAGGCCACACCUGGGGUCCUGCGUGCAGGUCUGGGCCCUGCUGCAAGAAGGACGUGGACAGGUUGGAAAGAGUCCAGCGCAGAGCAACAAGAAUGAUCGGGGGCCUGAGAGACAAGACUUCGGAGGGAAGGGUUAUUUCCUCUGGAGAAGAGAAGGCUGAGGGGGAUUUGAUAACAGAGGCUGCUAAUCGCAGGGGACAAGGCAAAGGCCUCAGGCUGCAACAAGGGAAACUGAGGUUGGAGAUGAGGAGGAGCGGUGGGACUUAGGGCGGUCGGGCACAGGAGCAAGCACCUAGAGAAGCUGUGGGAUCUUCAUCCGUGGCAACUGUCAGGGGCAGGUUGGACAGACCCUUGGCCGGGACGAUUUAGGCAGGGGUGAUCUUGCCUUGACCAGGGGGCUGGCUGGGAUGACCUUGUGAAACCCUUCCAGCCUGACUUUCGGAUGAUCCCAUGAGGUCAGGACAUGCAGUGACAGACCUUACCGUAGGGGAAAGGCAGCCUUGCUCUUAGUCUGCUAGGCUACGACGCAGCCGUGAUGGGGACUAGCAGAGCAAGGCUGGCCUGCGUGCACUAGAAACUGUGCUGUGCUUCGGUUUUACCCACCGCUCGGCCGUGGCCAGCCUGCCUUAGUCCUCGGCUAAGUCCGGUGAGCUCUGUCAGGUACGGGCCGGCCACGCUCUGGCUCCGGGCCUGGCUCAUUCCCCAAGUGGCGGCUCCUCUUGUGCAAACCUCAGCAGCUCGCACCUUGAAAGGGAGACUCAUUUGUGUGCGACUAGUUUCACCUUACUCUCACGCCCUCCCUACAUCGAUGUGAAGCACUACAGAGGAGCAUUUAGAUAUUGCAUAUUGUUUUGGAGCAAAGCUCUCAUGGUCUAUUUUUUGUUUAAUGUUCCUGCUCUCCCUGGUGAUAAGUACCCACCAGGAUUUCCAAUAGGUGCUUUUCUGAAUGGGCCAGGUGUUGGCUGUGUAAAUUAGGCCCAUUGCUAAGCUACUUGGCACAAAAUAUGAGACAUGGGCUAAAGAGAUUAACCAGGAGGCUUGAGUUGUCUAAUGCAUGGCGCAUUAGUACAGGAGACUGUAGAUCUCUUAAAUGCCAAGGCCACAGCAUUUCCUAGCUGGUGGACUAAAGGCAAAGACAGAAUUAGCUGGAUGCUGUGCUACGGUGACCCAGCACUUCUUUUCUUGGUUACUUAAGCACCUGCAUUAAUGUGUUUUCAUUCCCUUUUCUAAGUAAUAUAAAUUCAAAAUAGGAGCGUUGCCUGCCCGUGCGAAUGCGUCUCUGUGGGGGAGGAAGGACAGCGGAGGCUUUCUCCUGCAGAUAUUCAUUUGCCUUCAGAAGGGACUUUUUGCACAAGCCCGGUCAUGUUCUCUCGUCACGAGCGGUUCAGUGCUGCGAGAUCCGGUGCUCGCCAGGAGCGAAUGACUGAAUUUAGAAAGGUCAAAUGUUGGAAACAGCUUGUUCUGCAUGUUAGGUUCACGCUCGCCGGCGCUGCAGCUCGGGCUGGGUGCGCUAGCAUGGCUCGCCAUUGAGUAGACGGUGCCGGGCUGACUGGUUACAUAAGCCAGCGGCAUUGUCUCCGCUCUCUGGCUGCGUGACUCGCAAGCCGCGCAUGAGACGUUUGCAAACGGUACCACGAAUGAGAUGCAAACGUACCGCCGCGCUGGUUAAGAGAAGACACCGGUUAGAAAAGGCUGAAAACACUCAAAGUGGCCAAGCGCCGCACCGUGCCGGGACAGGGGCACAGCACCAGUGCCCGUUGCACAUCAUCUUGCUUUCAAGCUCUGUUCAGCAGUUUAUUGUGGUCAAGAAAGCGCUGUCAGCCCUGCCGGCCGCCUCCGCCCUGGCUCCGAGCCCCUCUUCCCCGGGGUUUCCAAGCCCUGAACUUCCCCGGUGCUGUUGAACAGUGGUUGUCACCACUCUCCGGCACGAGGCACGACGGCGAGUGGGGGGAGCCCAAUUUUUCCGAACGGUCCCUCGUGCUAAGCUGUCAGAGCAAUGCAAUCUAGAGCCGAUGGGGUUGCCCUCCGAGGAACGUGCGCACAGGCAGCCAAGCCCUUCGGAGACCCUCGGCGGCUGUGCCGAGCUGCUUUUGGUGUCUCCUCUGGGCUGGUUGGUCCCUCCGGCCACUGCUCAAGGCUUUUUGGUCUCUGUUGGUGAGAUCAAGCCUUUGUGGAAGGGCGGGUGGGGGAUGUCCCGUAGUGCCGGGUGCUAGGCAGCCCCGGGAGGGUGCUGGGGAUGGUCUAGCACCGUCUGCUGCCGGGUCCCGAGGGGAGAGACCACAGCAAGCUGCAGGGCCGGGGGGACGGGGCUGUGCCUUCACGGUAGUUAACCCAUGUUCUCCCC
This is a messenger RNA of Alligator mississippiensis (American alligator), 6318 nucleotides long. It is a transcript of the gene ADGRD2, whose product is annotated as adhesion G protein-coupled receptor D2. Bases 249 to 3905 code for a protein of 1218 amino acids. Gene Ontology annotation, cellular component: membrane. Lineage: Eukaryota; Metazoa; Chordata; Crocodylia; Alligatoridae. The record is from RefSeq and is a predicted model, not a curated record. Gene Ontology annotation, molecular function: G protein-coupled receptor activity. Gene Ontology annotation, biological process: adenylate cyclase-activating G protein-coupled receptor signaling pathway; cell surface receptor signaling pathway. The transcript is spliced from 23 exons.